AUGGCUGCCAGCACAAGUUCUCUUUGCGGUAGCGACUCUGACGCUCAGGGGCCCCCCAGUGCCUGGGCUACUCGGCAGAGCCCGGAGGGGGCCGCGAACCCCGCGCCCAUCCGGGCCGACCCGUCCGUGCUCGCUGCGAACCCCACGGAGCCCAGCAAACGGUGCUCGGCUGACUCUCCUCGUUCCCCCGCCACGCUUCGGAGUCCUCGCGCACACCAAGUGCCGCCGCCGCUGCGAGCAAGGAGCUCGGAAUCAAAGCAGAAGCUCUGCGCCCGUAGGCAUAUUCCUCGCGGCUCCAAGCGUCCAACUGCAGACUCCCGGCUGGACGACGCGGCCACCCCCGCAGUGCUCCAAGGGCCCGGUGCGCCUAGCUGUCCCAGCGCCUCAGGCAGAGCGCGCCCGCGCAGUUCCGGGCUACGCACGCUCCUCCGUUUAGCUAGAACCCCGCAGACCUCGCGGCCGAACAAUCAGCCUCUCGCCGCUCGCUUCCCCACGGCCCAGCCCGGGCCGGUCCCGAAGCCCCGCCCCCGGCCGCUCGCCCUCACACACCCCCUGGGCUCAGCCGCCCGCGGCCUCCUGCCGGCCCACGUUGGAUGCUUUGCAACAGCGCCCCGCCCCGCCCCCGCCUGCUGUUCAUUGGCUGCCGGGGUCCACGGCGGCCAGUUUGGGCGCUCAUUGGAGCGUUCACCAUGA
Rangifer tarandus platyrhynchus (Svalbard reindeer) is the source of this 693-nucleotide messenger RNA. The record is from the annotation of a GenBank genome assembly. Lineage: Eukaryota; Metazoa; Chordata; Mammalia; Artiodactyla; Cervidae.